AUGUACAAAUUUGGUUUUGAUAAUUGUGAUAAAAUUAUUGAAUUAAGUGAAGAAGAAGUUCAUCGUAUUCCAUAUCUCUUAACAUUAAUAUCACGUAACGAUGAUUUUUUGUCAAUAAAAAAUAAUAAAAAUGAGUACAUAUUACACUAUCCAAUAUGUUAUAAUUUAUUAAUUCCAAUUUUAAAUUCAAUUAAUAAUGAAAAACCGUAUAGUUUAUUGAAUGAUUUAUCAAUAAAUGAAAAUAUUUUCGAUGUCCUUCAAUUGUUUGAUUAUCUUUGUUUAAAUCAAUCCAAGUCUUUAAAUAAUCAAGAUAAACGUUUUAUAUAUCAUCGAGCAAAAAAUCUUUGUGGAGUUCGAAAUAUUGCUACUCGAUUUGUUCUUUCUUUAACUAGAAAUGAACAUAACUUAAAUGAUUCACGAACAAUUGAAUAUGUAUUCUCAAUUGAUUCAAAUAUUUAUUUUUAUGAGGAUAAUCAAAUGAUUCCAAUUGAUUUUAAAAAUGAUUUUCUCUGGAAAGGUUAUUUUGAACAUAUGAUAAAUAAGCUAAUAAAACAAUCAUAUAUUAUAACAGAUGGAGCAACAAGUCCUGGGAAGUCGUCUUUACUCAGUAGAUUAUGUGGAAAUCAUGUAAAUGAACCUUCUAGGAGUACUUAUAAUCUUUCACAAAAUAUUGAACAAACUGAAACAGAAUCAUUUAUUUUUCUUGAUACUCCUGGUCUUUUAUCGAAUAAAGAAUCGACUGAAUCAACAUCGUUAACAAAAAAUUCAGAUUUAUAUUUAAAUGAAUCACAAGUAGCGCGAUUAGGUUAUUUUAAUACACGAUCUAAACAAAUACAAGUUGAUAAAUUUAAACAUAAAUAUAAAACAAAGGUUGAAAAAUAUCGAUAA
Adineta steineri is the source of this 888-nucleotide messenger RNA. Lineage: Eukaryota; Metazoa; Rotifera; Eurotatoria; Adinetida; Adinetidae. The record is from the annotation of a GenBank genome assembly.